AAGUUCAAUGCUAAGUAUGUGCGAAUAGAAGCAUUUUUAGCCACAGCAGCUCAAGUUAAUCUCGGUCAAUUUUCCCUGAACCCUUCUCCUGACGGUGGAUUCAACCUUGGCUUAAGUCAAGGUGCGAAUAUUCUCGGGUUCGGUGGCCAUCGUGCUCUGGGUGUUUCCGGAAAUCCAGCUGGAGUUGGUGUCAGCGGAACCGACAAUGUGAUCAUUGCCAACGAAAGGAUCGGCGUGGAUUCCGGUCUCGGCGUGAGACAAGGUCGAGGGAUUGACCUGGGUAGUAUGCUUAUGUUCGGGAACAAUCCGAGUCCGAUGCAACCAGGAGGUCCUUUGGGAGGCUUUUUGGCCAAUGUGAAGAACUUCUUUGAUAGUUUGAGUGAGUUUUCAUGA
Molecule: messenger RNA, 393 nt
Organism: Cylicostephanus goldi
Lineage: Eukaryota; Metazoa; Nematoda; Chromadorea; Rhabditida; Strongylidae
Source: the annotation of a GenBank genome assembly